This is a messenger RNA of Lampris incognitus (smalleye Pacific opah), 2149 nucleotides long. It is a transcript of the gene lrrc59, whose product is annotated as leucine rich repeat containing 59. The transcript has 8 exons. Lineage: Eukaryota; Metazoa; Chordata; Actinopteri; Lampriformes; Lampridae. The record is from RefSeq and is a predicted model, not a curated record. The coding region runs from base 179 to 1147 and encodes 322 amino acids. Gene Ontology annotation, molecular function: protein binding.
CCCAGUCAGUCAGCGCAGUCGCGUAAAGAAAAAGAUUAAUCAGUGUUUUUUUCCCCUAUUGUUGUAAAGCUUCUCUCGUAUCGAUCUUAAGAGACUCUUAGGACCACUUAUUCCCCUUUCAUUUGUCACACCGGAGCAUUCUGUCACCUCAUAUCCUGACGAUCUAACAGAUACCAGGAUGAGUAAAAGCAAAGUAUUGAAUCUGAGGGAUAAGAUCAGUGGCAAUGAAAUUGACCUAAGCCUCUGUAACCUCACUGAGGUGCCAGUGAAAGAGCUGGCUGCUUUCCCCAAGGCAACGGUUCUGGACCUGUCAUGCAACAACAUUACCUCCCUUCCUCCAGAAUUCUGCAAUCUCUCCCACCUGGUAAAGGUGGAUCUGAGUAAGAACCAACUGACCGGUCUACCAGAUGAUCUGGGAAACCUAGUUAACCUGCAGCAUCUGGACCUCUAUAACAACAAGCUGAGUGUGCUGCCUGUCAGUUUCUCUCAGCUCAAGAGUCUUAAGUGGCUGGAUCUCAAAGAUAACCCUCUGGAGCCCAGCCUGGCUAAGGUUGCCGGAGACUGUCUGGAUGAGAAACAAUGUAAACAGUGUGCCUCCAAGGUUCUGCAGCACAUGAGGGCCAUCCAGGAAGAGGUGGAUCGGGCAAGAGAGAAGCGCCUCCUAAGGGAGAGAGAACUGGAGAAAAAGAGGGAGGCUAAGCAGAGGGAACGGGAGGUGAGAGAGCGGGAGGCUCGUAAACGGGAGAAAGCAGAAGAAAAGGAGAGGAGGAGGCAAGAGUACAAUGCCCAGAUGGCAAGCUUGGCUGCUCAGGAGCAACAGAAGAAGAGGAAAGAAGAGAAGAAGAAGAGGAAUGGACAGGCAGCAGAUAAAAAGGCCGCGGUGGAAUCCGCCCCUAAACCAAGACGUUCUCGCAUUUGCCUGCUGUUCAAGCUCCUCCUCCUUCUGUUGCUUGGAUUGGUUGCAGCUGCUGCCGCCUGCUGGCUGACGGACCUACGGAAGGAGGCGGUCUGCACGCCAAUCAAUGUUGCUGUGGACGACGGUCUAUCCUGGGCCAGGAAGCAAGAGGUUGUGGUCAGCCAGCUGAUUCAGAACAUCUCCUCAAUGGCGAAGGAGUUUCUGGAAACCACGCAAGCAUCUAAGAACUAAAUGUCAAUCGGCCUCCAUCAUCUCCAUGGGCCACAGGGUUCCCACUUUGAUCCGUCAAAGCUUGGAUUGAUCGCUAUUCAGAAAAAUUUGCCAUUUGGGGUUUUUUUUUUUUUUUUUUUUUUUAAUUAUGUAAAAAUUGUGAAUCUCUGAGGUGGGAACCUAUGCACCCCUUCACCCUGUACUGUGUUGUCAGGGAUGUGAAGAAUGUGGAUAUUUUGGUGGUCAGCGAUGGACAGAUGUGAAAAGAUCAGCUUAAAUUCCUAUGGAAUUGUCGUUGCUCUUCUUCCCUUGUUGUACUGCUUGUUUAAAAAAUAAAAUUAAAAAAAGACUGUCUUCUGACACACUUUUGACCAUGAUCUUACACAUAUGACCAGCGCCUUAUGCUUUCCAAGUCCUGAGGAGUAGCUAAUAUUUGAUAUGUGCCCAGUGAAAUGUGACAAGAUGGCCUUGUCUGUCAUACUGAAUUCUUAAACCAAAUCUAGCUACCUUAAGGUCAUGGGUCAGCCAGUGAUAGAUCUGAGCAGUCUGAAAAUGUGCAGUCAAAGGCUGUAGGAAUUUUGUGUUGACUUGUUCGUCUCUCCUCAUUUCAGUCUUAAUAACCCCUGUGCUGUGAACCCAAUUAUCUACCCAUAUUAACACAAUUUAAAAAGGGUGAAAAUGCUUCCAGCAACCUGUGCUAACUAACACCUGUGCCCUGCCAGUCAUUGAUAAGGAUCAGGGAAUUCCAGUUAUUGGACUGGUAUUGGACUAGCUUUCUCUAGUCUGAAGUGGUUCUCUUUUUCUUAAUUUCAUCAUUUACAGUUGUAAUUCUGGGGUCAUGUAAGAUAGCUGGAAGAUUAUUCCCACUGUGUAAAUGAUGGACAAGAUAUGAGGCCACUGCUGACUAAUCAAAUGCAUCUUGUGGUCUGCCGCUUCAUCUCAGCUGCCAGGGCAGGGUGCAGCAGGUGGUUUUGUAAAGCUGUGAUUAUGCUCAUGAGUGUUGACAUCAAUAAAUGGCUAAGC